This is a messenger RNA of Neopelma chrysocephalum (saffron-crested tyrant-manakin), 1058 nucleotides long. Its product is annotated as translation initiation factor IF-2-like. Gene Ontology annotation, molecular function: GTPase activity. The coding region runs from base 1 to 753 and encodes 250 amino acids. The record is from RefSeq and is a predicted model, not a curated record. Lineage: Eukaryota; Metazoa; Chordata; Aves; Passeriformes; Pipridae. The transcript has 5 exons.
AUGGCCACCUCCCGGACCGGAAGUCUUUCGUGCGAGGCCGCACAGAAAGAUGGCGGCGCCCUUACCGGAAGUCCUCCAAGGCCGCACACAAAGAUGGCGGCCCCGGCCCGGAAGUUCGCCGGGGCCACACUAAAGAUGGCGCCGCCAGGACCGGAACUUAGCCCACCCCACGCUAAAGAUGGCGAGCGGCGCGGGCGGCAGGUUCGUGGGCGGCGGCAGGCACCAGCGCGGGCAGCCGGCCUCGGGGCCGCGGCGCGCGGCUCGGGCGCGAGGACCCCAGGCAGACAGCGGGGCCCGGCGCGCCGCCCGCCCCGUUCCGCCCCGCUCCCGUUCCCGCCCCGCUCGGUCCCGCUGUGCCCCGGAGAUGCUGUCGGGGCUGCGCCGCCGCCUUCCCCCCCCGGAAGCGACCCACGGCGGCAGAUCCGACGUCGGGCUCUCCAGGAGAUCGUCCCCGGGGUAAGCGGGGCCCGGCGGGGGCGCGGCCGCUCUUCUGCCUCUCCCGCGGCCAUCGGGGACUGCAGGCAGGGGAAGCGACAGGUGAUGAAGCUUCUGGAAAAAAGACAAAAUGCAUCGAGGGAUGUUAUUCUUGACACCCCAGGGCAGAUGGAGGUAUUCGCCUGGUCAGCGUCAGGAACCAUCCUAACUGAGGCCUCGGCUUCCUCUUUUCCUUCGGUUGCUCUGUGUGUGCCGGACACCUCUGGCAGGACUAACCCAAUGGCUUUUAUGUCCAACGUGCUGUAUGCCUGCAGGUAAGAAAAGCUGGAAGUGCAGUCCCUCUGCUUUGAUUGCUGUGUCUCUUUGGUAGUUCUUUUGGAGGGGAAUCACAGAGUGAUUUGGUUUGAAGGGGGCCUUUAAAGGCCACCCUGUCUUCCGUGGGCAGGGACACCUUCCACUAUCCCCGGUUGCUCCAAGUCCCAUCCAGCCUGGCCUGGAACACCUCCAGGGAUGGGGCAGCCUCAGCUUCCCUGUGCAGUGUGCUCUAAUAUCUCUCCACUGCCAUCAUGAAAAAUUUUGUCAGUAUGUCCCUUUCAGUUGAAAACAAUUAUCCCUUGUCCUAU